AUGGAUUUUCUUAAGUUCGCUUUGCUGGUUUCUUUUAACUUAGCAUUAGUUAUUACACAUAAUUGUUUUCCAAUCAGUGAUAGUGAGGAAGUCAUUGAAUAUCUUCAAAAAUUUGGAUAUUUAACAGAAGAUGAUAAAAUAACCAUAAAUCAAAUUGGUGAUGCUAAAGAAGACAAGCGGCUUGAGAGAGCAUUUAAAAAUUUACAAAAAAAUGGAAAUAUACCAGUAACAGGAAAGUAUGAUGAACGAACAUCAGCCUUAAUACAGACACCAAGAUGUGGAGUACCUGAUCAAGUUCUUAAUACUAAGCAAAACAAACAAUAUGCAUUCAUGUCAACGAAGUGGGAAACUACUAACCUUACAUACAGGUUCGAUUUCAUUAACAAUGAAAAGUUUGUUAAAGAAGGAGCCAACAUUCGUCGAAUCAUUCGAGAAGCAUUCAAUGUUUGGGAACGAGACACAGUAUUGAAAUUUACAGAAUCAAAUGAUGAAAUUGCUGAUAUUGUGAUUUCAUUUCAACAUCCAAAACACAUAAAAAUUGAUCCUGUCAUUUUUAGCAAUCAAGCUUUGGGUCAUGCAUUUCAACCAGGAAUGGAUUUAGGCGGUGAUGUUCAUAUAAAUGAACAGUUUGAGUGGGAUUUUAAUGUGAGCUAUGACAGAAAGCCUGCAAAUGGAAAAAUAAGUUUUUAUGGAGCUAUGCUUCAUCUUAUUGGACAUAGUUUAGGUUUAAAUCACACACUUGACGCUGAAGCAGUUAUGUACGAGUUCUAUCCUAAGCACACUUCAACCCUUACCGAAGAUGACAUUCGCGAAAUACACUCAAUCUAUGGAGUUCCACCUAACAGAAAAUACAUCCCAUUAGCUAAGCCUCAAGAUAGUGGAGAAGAUCGUCUUAUCUGGGACCUCACUCCACGUUUACCAGACAAAUGUAAUACAUCUUAUGAUGCAAUUGCAUUGAUUAAUGGCGAGAUUAUAGCAUUUAAGGGAAAAUUUAUGUUUAGCUCGAGAAUGGAUGUUGUGGAAAUUCGAUCUCGUUGGAGGCAAUUGCCACAUAGGAUUACUCAUGUUGAUGCUGUUUACCAAGCUACAGAUGGAAAAGUGCUCUUCUUUAUUGGCCAAGCUGUGUAUUCUUUUAUUGGCACUCAACUAGACAAAAUGUUUAAAUUAGAUGAUCUAGGCAUUGACUCAAGCAUCCUUAAGAUCGAUGCUAUUUUUAGAAGACUCGACAGUCAGCAAACUUACAUUUUCAUUGGCGAUUAUUAUAACAGAUUUGAUGAACAUAAAAUGAUGGUUAUAGGAAAGAGCAACAGAAUAUCAAAUGCAUUUAAAGAUGUUUAUGGCAUGGACACAGCAUUUACAUACAAAGACAUUACUUACUUCUUUAAAAAUGAAUACUACUUUGAAUUUAUGAACAGCAAUUGGGUGCUGCAGAGAAUGGCACCAGACUUGUCAGCAAACUUCUUUAUGAAUUGCAGUGUAGAAGUUCCGUCGAAUAGAGUUGUUGACACUAGUUUUAAAGCUAAUUCACGAAGAGAUUACAUAGAUACAGGUUUGGAUUUCUACACAUUCGAACCAGAUUGUGAAAAUCCUGAAAUAGAGCUUUGUUGA
Chironomus riparius is the source of this 1608-nucleotide messenger RNA. Lineage: Eukaryota; Metazoa; Arthropoda; Insecta; Diptera; Chironomidae. The record is from the annotation of a GenBank genome assembly.